This is a messenger RNA of Manduca sexta (tobacco hornworm), 2542 nucleotides long. RefSeq lists its product as uncharacterized. The transcript has 2 exons. Lineage: Eukaryota; Metazoa; Arthropoda; Insecta; Lepidoptera; Sphingidae. The record is from RefSeq and is a predicted model, not a curated record. The coding region runs from base 327 to 656 and encodes 109 amino acids.
AUUAUUUCAUACAUGGUACUACAUACAUGAUAAUAUAAACAUAGCAAACAGAAUACAAUCGAAUCAAUUGACCAUUGUUUCCGCUCCACGUACACGUAAACAAUGCACAUAUUUACCCAAAUUAGAAAGUUAAACAAAAGACAGGGCAUUUACAAAUCGUCAUCAUUAACGCCAGUAUUAGCAGACAUGAGUGAUCUGAAGUUGUUUUGGUCAAAAUAGCUAGUGUCGUUUUGAGGUUAUCGCUUGUCGGUUACUUACUUUAGUCAUUCGAUGUGUACCAGCGUUGCUGCAAACUUGGACAUCGCGCUAUGUGAAAUGAUAUAGAAAUGCGUUUAGUGUCUCUGUGUAUUAUAUUUGUCAUUGUGUUUUGUUUGUGCGAGUGUAAAGACAUGAUCAUUGGCGACACGGUGCACAGGAAAAUGGUCUUUCACCAGAGAGUGAAGGACUUUGCAAUACCCUUCAAGAAGAGGAUUAAAACUUUGUCGUACUCGGAUCCUGAGAAAAGAAUGAUUAAGGGCGUGGCAGCAAUAGACAACGACUUCUCUCAUGCCAGCGCGAACAUAACCGAAGGUGGAGUGGGUUACUCGUACGUCACAGUAAGAAUGAAAAGCCAGAGGCAUCAUCCGCUCAACUUCGAAGUGGAAAUAUAUGUCUAGUCAUAAAAAAUAUUGAUCCACCGGUGCUGUUAGUUAUUCGAUUGUGUGAGAUUCAUCAUAUAGCCGAGAUGCCUCUACGAAAAAAGAAAUAUUCUUUUGCUGGCUAUUUUGUUGGUCUAUGUAAGCGAGAGGUAUGGAAGAAUUAAAAUAUAGGUAAACAGAAGAUAAGACAAUACAAUUCUUGAAACAAACCUUACGUUUCUAAAUCUGCUAGUAUACCAAACUGUAACUAUAAUUUUUAUUAAUAAGAAUCUCAUUUUAAGUGUUAUUCGUCUAUGUAUAUUUUGUAUGAUAUUAAUCUUUAUUAACCUAUACUAAUACUAUAAAUGCGAAAGUUUUGGUAGAAGUUUGUUACUCCAUCACUCCAGAACGGCUGAACGAAAUAUUGGCGCAGGGAUAAAUUUAUAGUCUGAAACAGGACAUAUGAUACUUUUAUUUUGGAAAAACUUUUUCACGCGGACAGAGCCGUGAGCAAAAGUUAGUAUUAAAAUAAAUAACCAAAAAAUAUUCGUAGCAAAUUGGUUUAAUGUAAAAUAGAAUUGUGAAUCCAUUUACAAUUGUAUUUUAGUAGUCAUGCACGACGUAUCUAAGUAUUUCAUUACUUAUAUUGUUCACAUUUCCGUCUGUCCCGAUAUACGUUGCCAAUAACAUUUUAAUAAUAGGUAUGAAAUCAUCCACUGUAUUGUUGCGUUAUGAAUUUUAUUUUAGUUUAAUAUUUACUGAUAAAGUUGGGUGUAUUUUGAAUAAUAUAGACAAACCAAACCAUAUAUUUACGCAUUCAUUUAAUCUCAUGUAUUAGUUAGUGAAAAUUCAUAACAAUUUUUAGUUAAGACGUGUUAUAGAAAAUAUUAAAAGUAGAUCUGUGAUUUUCUUUUAAAAUCGAAAAAAAAUUAAAUGAAGUAAUUUAUAUGAACUUGGAUACCUAAUAUUUAAUUUAUUCGAUGAGGUAAACUUACUAUCGUAUUCACAAACGUUACUUAGUAAAGUACGCAUCAAUGCUAUGAUAAGUCUGAUUAAUAAAGCUUAUAGUAUGACAGUCUUUGAAGUGUAAAGGCAUACGAGGGUAGUCAUUGGCAUGUUGAGACAGAAAUUUAAUUCAGUUGCCUGUCAAAUAAACAAAGCUAAACAAACAUUGAAACAAAAUUAUUUUUCGGGUUUUAUCGUUAAAACCGCGAUAAAAUGCGAAAAAUAUUUUUAUUUCGGUAUCUAAAAUUCGCGUGAACAUGUAAGCUAAACAAAGCCAAAGAUAACUAUGAAAUUGCCGAUACUGUGCGUUCGGUCGCACUGCGAGUCCUCAUAGUAUUGUUUGUGAAUACGGGUAAUAAUUACACUCGCGUCAAUUUAUUGGUACCAUGUUUGAACCUCAAUAAUAUUACCAACAUUCAAACUAUAUCUUAGUAUAUUUUUAGUAGUUGAAGAAUCUAAGUUUAUAUAGUUUACCAUAAAUAAUAGUCACGUAUUGCUAGUAAAAUAUUUACAAAUACAUCAGAUGAUCGUUAACAAUCAGUCUAUGCUAUUACUGAGUAAUAAUUAUUUCGUCUAUCAUUGUUUUUGUUUGAGAAUUGUCCGAGCGAAAUUUUGUAAACAAGCAUUCGUCACGUCUUCAUAUCGCGGGUUGAGAAAAACAAACUUUAACGGAACUGAACUAAAUACAUUUGACACAAAUACACUUUUGGAUAUCCGCGUAGUUUAAUUUUACGACUUAAGUUGAUGUUAAUACAUAAACAAUUGAACUGUUGAAGGAUGUUAACUUUAUGAAAAUUAUAAACAAAAACGCCCAUUUGAUUGAGUAAUACUGCGUAUUACAAUAAAUCUGUAGUGUAUGAAUAAAAUGUCUGAUUGUGAAAUUUAACCUAAGAUAAUUGUAUUACAAGAAAUUGUUAACG